Molecule: messenger RNA, 7681 nt
Organism: Orbicella faveolata
Lineage: Eukaryota; Metazoa; Cnidaria; Anthozoa; Scleractinia; Merulinidae
Cellular component (GO): intracellular anatomical structure
Molecular function (GO): RNA binding; helicase activity; ATP binding
Source: RefSeq, a predicted model, not a curated record
UAUUUUAUUAAUUUUUUUAAUAUAUGAGUGGAUUGGUUAGAACCAACCAUUUCAUGGCUAAAUUUAUUCCACAUUGAACAGAGCACCUGAGAAGGAAAAAGUGAUCAACAGUCUUCAAACUGAAUAUAUGGAUCUUGAAACUAAGCCCUCUCAGGAAUGGAAAAAAGAUGAGGACAGCAUCAAGGACACCCUGAAUGAACUUGAGAAUGAAGUAGGAAAUAUCAGCAGAGAGGUGGAUGAUUUUACAACAAUUGAUACCUCUACGAAAGAUGCCAUAAGAAAUAGCCAACAAGUCAACAGUCCAAAUGGCAUAUCGCAGGACCUGUCAUCCCAAACAGGAAAUGUUCAUGAUGAGGAAGAAGCUAUGAUUGCACAUGCAAGUGAUCAAUUCACACAUCAUGAUCCUUUGGGAGCUCAUGAUGAUAAACAUGGCAGUGAACAAUCUCGUAGACAUCGUCGUCGGGGCAAAAGCCAUUCUUCAGGGCAUCGUACUCCUGUUAGCAACCCCACCCAAAAUGGUAAAGACCAAGAACAGAGAACGGCUCCAUGUAAAGCCACAGCUAAUCCCUCUACAAAAGAUGCCUUAGCAAAUGGCCGACAAGUUGACGGCUCAAAUGGCAUAUCACAGGACCAGUUACUCCAAAAAAGAAACGUUCAUGAUGAGCAAGGAGCUAUAGUUCCACAUGCAAGUGAUACAUUCACGCAUCAUGAUCGUUUAGGAGCUUGUGCUGAUAAAAAUGGCAGUGAACAGUCUCGACGACAUCGUCAUCGGAGCAAAAGCCAUUCCUCAGGGAGCUGUAUUCCCGUUGGCAACCGCUCAAGAAAGGGUAAAGACCAAGAACCUAGAAGGACACGUAAAGAGACAGCUAAUACCUCUAGGAAAGUUACAGAUGCUGCAGGAAAUAGCCUAAGAGCUGAUGGUUCAAAUGGAAUAUCGCAGGACCCAUCAUCCCAAUCAGGAAACGUUCAUAAUGAUGAAGAAGCUAUACUUCAACAUGAACAUAAUGAAUUUACGCAUCGUGAUCCUUUAGGAGUUCCUGGUGAUAAACAUGACAGUGGAAAUUCCCGUAAACAUUGUCAGAGUAACAGCCGUUCUUCAGGACGUUGUGGUCCCGUUAACAACCCCACCCAAGGUGGUAAAGAUCAAGACCGUAGACAGAUUUCGAAUAAAGCAUUGGCAUGUACUGCCGAAACGCUACUGGCUAACUGCCUAAAGGAACUUCAAGAAAGGAUGACCGCAAUAACAGAGCAACAUACUAAAAAGAUCGAUGGAGUAAGUGGUCUUCUAGGUCGUCUGCGUGUAUCAAAGCACAUCCGUUUGGAAGAUUUUGAACGAAUACGCUCAGAGAGAGAUGCUUUAAAGCAAAAGAAAGAUGAGCUACAGCUACAGAAGGAUGAAUUUCAACAUUUUAAAACUCAGAUAACUUCUUGUCUGCUUGACCAAAGCUGCCAGCCGUUGUCACGUGUAAGGGGUACAAUCAAGGAAUUGAGGACUGCUGUUGACAGAGAAUGCCACAGGCUUGAGGCAGCCCUUCCAAUGUACGCACGAAAAACCACCAUCAUUAACACUGUCAAGCAAAACCAGGUUUGUGUUGUUCUCGGAGAAACUGGAUCUGGCAAAAGCACUCAGAUGACCCAGUACCUCUACGAAGCAGGUUUCGCUAAGAACGGCCUAAUCGUUUGCACUCAGCCAAGAAAAGUUGCUGCCACUAGUUUAGCAGCCCACGUCGCUGAGGAAAUGGGUGGAGUCGUCGGACAGGUUGUCGGUUGCCAUGUAGGAGGGAACGUCCAAGCAAGUAAGACAACUGGUAUUAUUUACGCAACAGAUCACAUUCUCCUCAAUGAAUGCCUGAGAGAUCCCAAUCUAUCCAAGUAUUCUUGCAUAAUUAUCGAUGAGGCACAUGAACGCAGCCUUUUCUCAGACCUACUUCUUGGAAUGAUCAAGAAAAGCCUAGCACAAAGUCCCGAGCUGCGAGUGGUCAUCACUUCCGCUACCAUUGAUCCUGCUCUCUUUGUGGCUUACUUUGAUAAGUGUCCAGUUUUGAAGGUGUCUGGUAGAAUGUUCCCUGUAGAUGUCGUAUGGAAAGAUGGUCCAACAAGCAAUGCAGAAAACUAUCUGCAAGAGGCUGUUAAUGCAGUUCAGGAAAUCCACCGCAAGGAAGGUCCAGGAGAUAUUCUAGUGUUUCUUACUUCCCCAGUGGAAACAGAACGCGCGUGUGAAAAGUUAGGAAAGAUGGAGUCUGAUCCAAAUCUGGUGUGUCUCCCGCUUCAUGGAAAGUUACGUCAAGAAGAGCAGAGGAGGGUGUUCGAGGAAGGCGCAGGCAAACGAAAAGUAAUAUUUGCAACGAAUUGUGCGGAGACGUCCAUUACUAUUCCUGGGAUAAGGUACGUGGUGGACACAGGCAUGGUAAAAGAAAUGACGUUUGACCCAAAACGUAGCAAAAGUUCUUUGGAAGUAACAACCAUUCACAAGAGUUCUGCUGAGCAACGCAAAGGACGAGCGGGAAGGACACAGGCUGGAAAGUGCUAUCGACUUUACAGUGAGGAAGAGUACUCGGCAAUGGAAGAUCGAUCUAGACCAGAGAUUCUGAGAGUCCAUCUAGGGCAGGCAAUGUUAAAACUAAUGGAACUGGGCAUCGAAAAUGUGACAGAGUUUGAGUUUGUGGAAUCACCGCCACUGGUAUCAAUAAAACUUGCCUUAAAGGACUUGGAAUUGCUGGGAGCCACUGCUGAUGGACAGCUUACAGGACUUGGCCACAAGAUUGCUCGAGUUCCAUUGGAGCCGCGGAUAGCAAAGCUGUUAUUUGAUGGCAUUGAUCAAGGAGUCGGUGCUGAAGCUUUGGCUUUAGCAGCCAUUGCAACUGUAAGUGGUAGCGUAUUCUUCCGUAUGGGCAGCGAAGAGGAGAAGCAUAUGGCUGACAGUAGAAAAGUCGGUUUCUGUCACAGUGGUGGUGACCUGUUGACGUUGCUAGAAGUGUACAGGCAACACCUGAAGCAACCUAAAGGAAAGCGAAACAAGUGGGCCUACGACAACAGCUUGAACGCAAAAUCGCUUCGCUUGGCAGAUGAGACAAUCAAAGAGCUCAAGUUGGCUUUGAAGCACGAGCUGAACAUUAGAGUACCUGAUGCUAUUCAACAGAAUGAGGGUACUGACCUGAAGCUGCAAAAGAUUUUGGUAUCAUGUUAUAUCGCCAAUCUUUGUGUGUUCACUGGCCACCAGAAGGCAGGGUACAGAGUGGUGGCAUUCAAUCACUCUGCGCAGUUACAUCCUUCUUCAGCUCUUAAGUUCCUCGGAGAAACACCUCAGUUUAUCGUUUUUGAACAACUCCUUAAGACAUCUCGAGACUUUGUCAUCAAUGCAACCCCUGUAGAAGAGACGUGGCUUCAAGAAAUGAUUUCAGAAGGAACUGUUAAGUCCGAUUUCGAAGAACUGAUGUCGACAGUGCUAACAGAGGUUGCUUUGCCCUGUAGUCGAGACCUGAUGGCUUUAGCGUUUGGAGGAUUCCGAAGACGGAUGAUUGAUCAAGUUGAAGAGAAAGUGUCUAAAUGUUGUGAUGGUAGUUUGGUUGUGCUAGAGAAGAACGAAGAAUUAGGGCAAGUGAAAAUCUUUGUGCCACCAGUCCACGUAGUCAAGGCUCUCUCUGUUGUGGGAUGCCACUUGGAAGAAAACAGGAAGUUGCUAAGAGGCGAGCAAAAAGAAGUGUAUCUAAAAGAAGAUUGUCAGAGCAGCAGAAUUGUUUGGGGACAAGGCGGAGAAGUACAGGAACUGCUUAUGCCUCAUAUGUAUCGAACUGUGACAGUCGGUGAGAUACCAGAUGGUAACGCCUUGGUCGUCUUAGAUUUCUUGAAGUCGUUUGGAGAGAUUGUGAAACACAAUUUCAAGGAGCAGAAUGGCAAGAUGCGAUUGUUUGCCACUUUCAAACAUUCUGAAGACGCGGCCAUGGCAGUGAAGGUCUCUGCCAGUAACCCACUGGGCAUGGACGAAAAAGUGAAGCCGUCCCAGGCAAUGUCUGAUAACACACAUUCACAAGUCCCUCAGUUUAAGGUGAAAGCCAAGUGGCUUCGACGUCUUGGCAAAGGUACAGGGUCCAUUGAAUUUUCCACUGAUGAAGAUUUCUCUCAGUCGUUUAGCAGUCUUCACUUCCAGUCGCUAAUGAUAAAAUCAUCACUGGUGGCAUUUCGAGUAGACAAGCAUCGUGAAAGGGCGCUUUUUAUGAGAGGACUCCAUCCUGAAACUUCAGUGGAGGAUGUGAAGUCUGCUAUCGAAGGACGGCUACCCAAUGUGAAAGUGAAAAACGUGUUUAUCCAUCGAUUAGCAGAAUUUCCUACUAGCGAUGAAACCCUUGAUUCACAGACGUUAUCCUUUCAAGAACGUCUCCACACCUUUGCUACAGAAGGCCAAUUUUCCGUUCAUUUGAGAAGACCUUCACCUAAAGAUUUUGAGGGGCAUGCCUAUCUGACGUUCCAAGACGCCGAGGAGGCUCAUGCAGUCGUGAGAGGUCUUAGUGGACAAUGUAUCUUUGGUAUUGGAAUCGUAACCCUGCAACCCAUCCUUUCAACUUUCUUGCUGUGUUCAAAAAAUGUCUUCACUGUCAUCGAAGAUGAGCUGCGCGCAGUUGUGAAGGAACUAGAUAUGAUCUUUGACAAGAGACUCGUUAUGAAACUAAACAAGCAACGCAAAGACCAACGAGUUUCCAUCAAAAUCCAAAGUGACUGCACGGAGCUCUUUAUUCGAGCUACAACAGUAUUCAACGAGAUCCUCAACGGAGACCGGAUUGACUGCAAAACGUCGAAAACCUUGGAAAUUUUAAUGACCAAUCAAGUGCAAGACGUCUUGCAAUCCAUCCAGAAAGAUACCGGAACAGUAAUCAAUCAAGAUUGGAAGAACAGAGUUGUCAGAAUACAUGGAAACGAAGCCAGUCGAGAAUCAGCCAAGCGCGCAAUCAACAAGUUUCUUGAAGACUCCAUCGCAAGUAACAUUCACCCAUGGGAGAUUAAACUUCGGGAACCUGGGAAGCCACGCGGGCUGAUGAAAGCUCUUUUUAAGAGAUUUGGUGUAGAUCUCAAAGGACUGCAGGACAUUCCUGGUGUCCAGAAGAUCCAUGUUGAAUUCCGCAACCACCUGCUUAAGAUCCAGAGUUCCGAUGAAGCUCGAGAAACAAUCAAGCGCUACGUGGAAGAAUGUUCCGAAACUCUUCCCAAGGAAUCAUCCCUUUUACCAUCCGAAGGUCAAACCCAGCUGACUUGUGGUAUCUGCCUGUGUGAUGCGGACGACACAACUGAUUUAUACAGACUUGCGUGCUGUGGCCAUAGCUACGACAAGAGCUGUGUUAUCCAGCAACUGAAAUCUGCAGAGUUUCCACUUCAGUGUGCCACAGAAGAUUGUGAAGAGCUCCUUGUGUGGAGAGAUUUGCAAAAUCUGUUGAGCGAAAAGGAGAGAAAGAAGCUUGCUGUCAGUGCCUUGGACGAGUAUGCCAAAAGGAAUCCUGAAGUGAUUAAGUAUUGUCCAACUGCCGACUGCGGUAUGGUGUACCGUGUCUCAGCGGAAGGAAGACGCUUCACUUGUUGCGCAUGCCUAGCCGAGAUCUGCACGUCUUGCCAGGUGCAGUGGCACGGCGGGCUCACUUGUGCCAUGUUUAAAUCAGGAAAGCAGGUAGAGGGACGUUUAGAAGAGUGGAUGAUGAAGAACCCAAGCAAUAGGAAGAAGUGUCCCAAAUGUAAGACGCCAAUUGAAAAGAAUGAGGGCUGUAAUCAUAUGACAUGCUCUGGGUGUAAAUCGCACAUGUGCUGGCUGUGCCUGGAGGUGUUCCCAACAGGAGGCCAGGUUUAUGAUCAUCAACGAUACUGUCCGAAGCGUUAAGAGUGUGAACCGAUUUCUUCUCUGCAACUUAAGAGUAUAUCCUCUUUUGUGAUGUUUACGACCGACGACACUGGUAACAUCCUAGCAGUCUGUUAUUAUUAGAUUUGUGUAACGUUUUCCUAGAUGUCGUCUGCCUUUAUUUCGAGGAUUAAAACUUGCUACAUAGAGAGCGCUUAACGUGUUUCGGCACAAGAGGAUAUUGAGGAAUGAAAUCGUAAAAUUCUAUGCAUAUCUAGAUCCGCCAUCCAGUCCAUAUGGUGAGUGUACUGUUUAUACUUGAUGUUUUAGCUUCAGAAAGAAGAUAUAUCAAACACGCAAGACACUGUUUUACCACAUUUCAAAGACCUCGAAGGAUUUCGAAUACUCCGCUGCGCAUCGAAAAUUUAAUUUUCUUCUCGUUUUGGAAUAGCCUGCUGAGACUGCGUCAGUCUACACGGCCGGUAUUAUAUAGACCCCCGUGUAUCGACCAUAUCGAGGAUUUUGUGGCACGUUCGGCUGCACCGCUGGUUAGGUUCGGGAAAGUGGUAAAACUAAGUUUAACCUUACAGCUGAUAGUCGUGACCAAUACGAUUCAAAAAUGGGGUAUGUCUUUAUCUCCAUUCCUAAGAACAAGAAUUUGUUUCCAAAACUUCCACACCUUACACGAGUAAAAUUAUUCGAAGGCAAGAGGUGACGCAUCAUGACGACCUAGUUUUACAAGGGCAAAUAUUAAAGAGCGGAGUUAUUAUUUGAUUAUCUCAAGGGUGUUCCAAGCACCCAUGGUGCCUCCCACAAUCUGAGAAAGAAAUAACUUAUAUGGCCUCUGAAGUGCUUUUAUAGCCGUAAGACCCUCAAGAGUGCAAAAUGGAACAUCACCUUCAGUUAGUCAGUACUUUGUCAAUUUAUUUGAAUAUCUGGCAGCACAAUUUUUAGGAAGAUUUGCUUUUCGAAAUGAUGAAAUUGGACCUCCACUUAUAUCUGACAUCAAAGACCAUUUCUGUAGCCUUUUGGAACUUUUUUGUGGAUAUAUUGAACUGUUUCUGGUAAUGGUGUAACUUUCAGGUUUGAUGUGAUUUAUGUGAUACAGUCUGUAACUUGUGAUCAGCUGUUCUUUUUUCACACGGAGGCAGAAGAAAGAGAGGAAGUGGAAGGAGCACAUUCGUUGGACAAGUUGUCUACUCUCCCCAAAUUUAAAUGUCAACUGACAUGUCAUAGAUGUCAUGAUAAGUUUGGGCCAGUCAGAAUUUACCAGAGAUCAUGUUUGUUUCUGGUUACAUUUUUCAGAUGUCCAAGGUCGUUCGCAGCCCCUCUCUCUCCUCUCUCUCAAGGGGUAGGGAAGGGGCCGCGAAUGACCUCGAACGUCUGAGAACCAGGCUACAUUUUCCUCCUGAAUCAUCAAUGGAGGAUAUAAAUUUGCUGGAAAUGGCAUUUGUCUCUAGUUAACAAAUAGAUUCCAUGUUGUAAAGCUGGGUUCCCACUACUGAUGCAAACAUAGGCAUAAGCAUAAAAAAAGGCGAUGCUAGUGAGGAUGGCUGCGACAUGAGCAUAAGAAUAUCAAAACCUUAAGUUCCUAUUAUGUUGCUAUUGUGUCAAUCAGUGAGCACUUUAUGCUUAUGUCAACCAUGUUCUCAGCGUAAGUGUAAGAAGAAGGCUUAUGCUUAUGUCUUGGCCUUCCUCACUGGCGCAUAUGCUUCUUAUGCUUAUGUUUGUGUCGCAAGGGAGGACUGGGCUUAACACAUCACAAAUUGCACCAAAAUGUGUUAAGAACAAGUGUCACAUGAGGCGAUAUUGAGUGUACCACUGAUGUUACACACAUUUUGAUGUCUUCUGUGAUCUACUACU